AUGCAGUACGAGACCAGCGAAGGUCACUGCGUUGUGGCACCGCUGCGCUGUGACACACGGCUGCAGCAGUUCGUGGCGCGCAGCUUUCGGGAGCAGCUGGGAAGACAGUCGGGAGCUCUGCAUGUGAACGUGCGGCAGUAUGCCGCCAGUGCCUGCCAGUCGGGUCUGGUCCUGGUGGACGGCCACGUGUCGCCGGGGCGUCGGAUGCUGCAGGGCGGCGAAGUCGUGCUCCUGCGCUCCAGCGCAACGGAGGAAGGCGGCGAUGCGCCAACUAAAAGACGAGGUGUUCCUCGCAUGUUGCUCCACGACUUAGAUCAAGAGAUGCAAGUGGAAGAGCAUGGCGAAAAUGGCUAUGCCCACUUCUGCAGAUACUACCGCGAUGUGCAGCUUUUGCUUGGAUUGGAAGACUGGGAGCGGUGUGAGAAACUCUUCUUCAGCCCGGUGCCAUUGAGUUUGCGGAUCAACCGGACAUCGAUGCACCAGCAAACCUUGCAAAGCCUGCAAGAGACAUUCGGGACGCGAGCUGAAAUGGUUCCUUGGAUGAUGCCCUUUGGUGGAGCCAUGCACGUGGCGCCCAGUCCUUCUUCAGAGGAGGCGUUUGCAGGUCUGCAGCUGGUGCACUUCCUGGCAACUUCAGGAGAAGUGGUGGUGCAGGAGGCCCUUUCGAUGCUCCCGGCCUGUGCCUUAGACGUCCGUCCGGGCCACAGGGCCCUGGAUUUGUGCAGCGCCCCAGGGAGCAAGACCUGCCAGUUGCUGGACGCCCUGCAGGGGGAGUCCGCUUCCGCCCUGGUGGCCAAUGACCUGCUGUUGGAACGUGCGGAACGGGUCAAAAACAGGGCCAAAUGGCAAAGGUGUAGGGAACUCAUGGUGACCAAUUGGGAGGCUCAGGAUGGUUGUGUCUUCCCCAAAGUCUUUCCAGAAGGCUUUGAUCGAAUACUGGUGGAUGUGCCGUGCAGUUCCGACGGGACGAUGCGCAAGGAGCUGAAGCGUUUGCAGCGCUGGAAGGUUUCGUCGGCCUUAAACCACCAUGGAUUGCAACUGCGGUUGCUGUGUCGUGGCCUGGAGUUACUGAAGCCAGGAGGGCGUUUGGUCUAUUCCACCUGUUCUUUGAACCCCAUCGAAAACGAAGCCGUUGUACAAGCGGCGUUGCUUCGUUUUGGCCCAGAGCUGUCCCUGUUACCCGCAGAAGAUGUGUUACCACCUGGAUGUCCUCGCGGUUCCCCUGGCCUGGACGAUUGGUUCGUGCCGGACCCAUCCUUUGAGUCAACUGCUGUGGUACACCACGAGGUUGGACACCUCCCAGCCCCAUUGGAGGCCUCCAUGUUUGCGACUCCCCAAGGUAGGCAGCUUCAUCUGCAGCGUUGUGCCAGGUUUUGGCCCAUUCACGGGCCAUAUUUUGGUGGAUUUUUCCUGGCAGCCUUUGCGAAAACUGCCAGCUGUGCACCAACAAAGCCUUUGGCUUUCAAUGAGUUCACGCCACACUUUGUGAAUGUUGCCGAAUCCGCCCCGGAGGGUUUUGAUGACCUGGUGCAGUUCUUCGGCCUUGAGCCAUCAGAGCUGCGGUACUGGGUGCUGAGUCCCAGUGGAACGAUCUGCGAAGUGAGUCCCAGAUAUCUCGAAGUGGAGCGCAGCCUGGGAAACCUGGCGAUUCUGCAGGUGGGUCUUCCGCUACUACACCGCCUGCGAACCGGUCACUGGAAGAUUUGCCCCGAAGGGGCGCAGCGUGUAGCUGCGGCCGCCACCAAGCGAAAGAUGUGGCACCCAGUGAAGUGGGACACGGCAACUGCCUUGUUGCAGAGGUCCUUGCCUUGCGAUGCGGCUGAUGGCCCUUUGUUGGUUCAAGUGGCUGUCGCAGACAGUAGCUGCUGGUUGAGUGGAGAUGUGGUGAACGGCAUGCUGAGUUUGGAGACGCCCAGUGAUGUGUUGCAGCGGAUUCGGCUGGUGCUGGAGGAAACAAAUCGCAGCCUGACUGCCCUGGCUGCUCUGCGGCCCUGUGGGAUUGUGAUGAAGCGUGUGGCAGAG
Cladocopium goreaui is the source of this 2022-nucleotide messenger RNA. Lineage: Eukaryota; Dinophyceae; Suessiales; Symbiodiniaceae. The record is from the annotation of a GenBank genome assembly.